GCCUGCUUCAGUCCCAGCUAUCCUUUCCUGUCAAAGCUCUGAGACUGCUCACGAACGAUUGAGUCCUGACGGUUCUUGUACAGCAUGCUCAUCAGUCACAAACUGAUUGCAGUUUGAAGUUGAGAUCUGUAGUCUGGCACGGACAGGGCAGAUUCGUUGCAGGAUUUACGAUGGGCACAUUUUAAAGUUGCCAGGAUUGCCUCUCGCGACGGUUGCCACUGAAAAUGGGUUUUCAGGCAGCGCAUGUAGGCGACCUAUAGACUUUCAAGUUCUUCAAAGCAUCAUCUUCGACACUGCCAUCCCCAUCGUCUCCCAUCAGCAUCAUCAUCAUCAUCACCAUCAUCACCAUCAUCACCAUCAUCACCAAGAAAACAAUUAUCCUCAGCCCAAGGAACCAUACAGCAAGGAAACAUUGCACUGAGCUGGAGUGUGUUUAUUAAUAACACGUACACACACGAUCGUGGUGGACUGGAUGGACAGCCCUGAGUGAGUGUACGUGUACAACUGCUGGCAGCGAAAGCGCGCAGGAUCAGCGUAUCGCUGCACGAGAAUGGCCCUUUCUACAGUACUCAGAAUAAUAUUUGCUGCAUGUAUCACGAGUGUAGCGAUAACUGGAGCAAAUUCAACGUCACCGCCGACGCAUCUGCCCCGAACGAACGCCACACCUGCCGACAUAGCGCCCUCUGUUGCCGGAGAUUCCACGGCUCAACUUUUGUUGACGGAACUCGGAAUCACAACGUUUCCUACCGAUCCCACGACGACAAGCACGGCGCCAGAAGUUGUUAUUCCCGAAAAUGCCCAAGCACAAGCUGAAGGCAUCACCACCGCAUCCAAUGGCUCGUUGGAUAUUUUCCUUUCGUCCACCGAAGCUAACUUGCCGGCAAGCCCACAGGAUGGGGGCACAGCAGCGGCGACAAUCGUCAAAACGCCGCUCGUUAACUUACCGCCGCGUGGGACGGCAACUGGAAUGACCGGCGUCAGGACUGCGAUUCCAUACCCACUGCCUACGCCAGUUAUUGACAUGAGGAGCAUUGAAGUCACCUCUCAUACCAUCAGCAUGUGUCUUGUUGAACCUGUCGGCCCUGAGGGUUCCAUCACUUACUUCCUGGUCACCGAGUCCCUCUUGGACGGCACGCGUACGUGGAACAGCAGCCAUGACCUGGUCAACGGGACAACAGUGUGUGUCAGGAAACAGGAUCUGACGGCGGGGGUGCUGUACAGCGUAAAGGUGGUUGCACGUGACGACGACUUUGGGCGAUCUCAGAGUGCACUGCUCAACAUCACGAUAGAACUUCCCCCCAUUGAAGUUAUUCUGGAUCCAGUCCUGGAACUGCUGGGGGGUAGUGCAACAAAGGUGACCAUUGAUUGGUCUUUCAAGAGUCUGACCCACGUUGAGGAGUUCAUCUUUGAGUACAACCAAACCAACAACUAUCCUGGUGGGUUCCAGCAGUACGGCCCAAAGAGCCUGAGCGGAACCACCCGUAACAUCACCCUGAUGGGGCUUUUCCCUGGAGCUACCUAUGACCUGCGUUUGCAAGGCUUCAGUGGGCCUCGAACUACUACUGUCAUGAGACGGUGGAUCCCAGAGACGGAGCCGCCGUCCCAUCUCAGGUCUUUGGGCGCCACAGCCACCACCGUGGAGCUGACAUGGAUCUUCCCACCCCACACCCCUGGGGCCCUGGUCAGACACUUCCAGGUCAGCUACCGUAUCAUCGAAAGCCCAGAGAGGCACGGGGGCCAGGUCGUCUUCCUGUGGACCAACGACACCAGGAUCAUCCUGGAGGGUCUAAUCCCUGAUGUCAAGUAUGAGGUGAAUGUCAGCACCAUCAGCAUCAGCGGUCGCCCCAGCUACCCACGGGUUGUUAUCCAGGAAACAGGAAUCGCAGCACCCAAGAUCAUCAUGUCUUCCGCCACAACCACCAGCUUCACGUUGGACUGGGAGCUUCCCCGCGGAAGCUACCACCACAAGGUGGUCUGCUCCAACUGCCCCACCCAGGUCCAGAACCUAGAGCCUGGGGUGACCAGGGUCACCUUUGCAGGGCUGCGGCCGGGCAACAUGUACAACGGUUCCCUGGUUGCGCUGAAGGUGCGUCUGGCCAGGAGUGAUCUCACUCUCUACAGGAGGUUGACUUAUCCGGAGGGGCCCUCAUUAGUCCAGGUCCGCAUGCUGGACAGGCAUGGGGAACGGUUGGAGGUCUCCUGGCCGGCUGAGAUCUGCAGCGGAUGCCAGGUGGACUCCUACACCACCUCCCUGAUGAUAACUAAGAGCUCCAGGCGAUUGUACUGGAAGCACUCGGACUGCGUGGUGGGAAUCUGCAGCGUGGUUUAUGACUCGCUGGAGCCUGGGCAGGAGUACCACGCUGAGGUCAGCGCUGUCAGGAUGAAUCUGUUUAGCAACCCUCCCACUCUAUCCGGGAAUAUCAGGAUACCACCAGCAACUCCAGGACCCAUCACCUUCUCCAGUGUCACCCACGACCAGAUCAGCAUUGCCUGGGCACCCUCCUUUGGGGUGGUGGACAAGUACAUCAUUGCGCUGUGCCAGGCCAGUCCGCCUCCCACCGCAGACUGCAACACCUACAGGAUCGAAGUCAACUCGUCAAUCACGGAAUUCACAUGCCUCGAGCUGAAACCGAACACAUCAUACAACAUCACGUUGAGCUCCAAGUCCGGAGGACUGACCAGUACCCUCCGAUGGGUCGUCAAGGCAACCACUUCACACUUUCCAGCGGUAGACAGCCGGCCGCCAAAGGCCCCCGGCACCAGUGAGGUCACCCCGUACACGUUUCCUGUGACCUUUGACACCAGCUACUUUGACAAUUCCAACCGGGCUAUUGUGUAUUACACAGUCCUGGUGGCUGAAGCUAGCGCUGUGAGCCAUGCUAGUCUACCCACACAUGGCAACUUAUCGGAGGGGCUACGGACUCGCACGUGGGCUAAGGCUAUCGGCAAGGAGACCAUACAACGCUACCAGAUUGCUGAGAGAUAUCCCUAUGAGGACCUCAUAUCAGAGUCUGGCAAGAGGGAAGCCUACGCCAAGAAGACUGUCAUCGUCGGUGAGGAGGAUUGCUCGGAAGAGGAGAAAGACGUCUACUGCAAUGGACCACUGAAGCAUAAUAAGAUCUAUGUCUACCAAUUUCGUGCUUUCACAUCGACCGGCUAUUCUGACACACCAUUCUCACGGCAUGUGAUUCUACCCGAGGAUAAUUCUGGUGUCGUGGCCGGCAUCAGUGUUGUCUUGAUCAUUCUGUUUAUCAUCGUACUGGUUCUGAUUGGCAUGAUCAUGAGCCGCAAAUUCAGGGGCAACUACGGCAAGUACAUGGCAGCGCGGUCCUUGGAGCCCCUGCCGGUCAGCGUCAUGGCCCGCCCCUCCACCAACCGACGUUUCUCCCGGCCAGUCCUCCUAACCGACUUCUGCCACGACUUUCAGGUCAUGAAUGCCCACUGCCACUACGGCUUCUCCAAGGAGUACGAGGCGGUCAUGAAGGUGGGCCGUAAGCUGACCACCAACGCAGCCGUGCUGGCUGCCAAUGUCAGCAAAAAUCGCUACACCAACAUCCUGCCCUUUGAUCGUACCAGAGUUAUGCUGAGUCCUGUUGAUGAUGUCGAAGGUUCAGACUACAUUAAUGCCAACUACAUUGCGGGCUAUGAAUCCCCAAGAGAGUACAUCGCCUGUCAGGGUCCACUGCCUGGGACAGUGGAUGAUAUGUGGAGAAUGAUAUGGGAACAUGACGUUGCAACGAUUAUCAUGCUAACACAGCUCAUAGAAAAAGCAACAGUAAAAUGCGACCAGUACUGGGAAGAGGACAGUGCACCUUACCUGCACGGCGAUAUCCAAGUCACUUUGUCAGCUACCACGGAGCAGGAACAUUGGACGACACGAGACUUCACUCUUGAAAGGAAUGAUGCCACUAAGAAGGUCCGGCAGUUCCAUUACAUGGCCUGGCCAGACCAUGGGGUACCAGACUGCAGCACGGCACUGCUGACUUUCAUUCGGACAGUGCGUGCGCAGAUUCCCAAGAACGGGACGCCAACUGUCGUUCACUGCAGUGCCGGGGUUGGACGCACAGGGACCUUCAUCAGUUUGGAUCGGCUGAUGAGACACAUGGAGGAAUUCAACUUUGUUGACAUCCUGAGUGUGACCUGUGACCUGAGAAUGCAUCGAAGCUACAUGGUCCAGACGGAGCAACAAUAUGUCUUCAUUCACAAAUGUGUCUUGGACAUACUGGAAGAGAAGGGCAUCGCCCCCAAGCGCCUGCCUAGUAUCUCCUCCAUCGACACCUACGACAUGGCUUCCACUCGCCAAGGCAGUGAUGCUUCAGCCAUCAUCAAAUGUGUCUACGAGACCGAGGAUGAUGCGACCAGUGCCAGGGAACGCCGGGAUGUGGUGGUGUACCGGCGCACAUCCCCGGACCGCAGUGAGGACGAGGACUUCCACAAGAGGUUCUCCUCGUACAGCGUUGGCUCGGCCAAGAGGUCGCUGAUUGAGGACAGCUGCGACUCGCGCCGCCCGUCCUCGCCCAAAAAAGCCAACAGCAACGGCUCAGCCAAGGGCUGUCCACACCCUUGAAGGAGGAAUUCGUCUGAUUCCUGAUACAGCUGACUAAGCCGAGACUCCAAAGUUUUUCUUCCGAAGUCUCUGUUAAAGCUUUCUCUGCUUUUCAAGUUGAAAAGCAUUUUUGGUACCGACAUACCCUGAAAACUCAGCAAUUUCCACGAGAAGCAACUCAAAACAAGACCACUUAUCUUGGGCAAAGAAGUAUUUGUUGUACUUUUCAGACAGAUGCUAAUCCAAGCGAUUUGAAGGUCUUGCCCAUUUCUUAAUACCUGUUGAGUUCUAGGGCUUUUGAAGCAGAGAACAGAGGCAUCUGACUAGCAGAAUUCAAAUCCUGUUCCAAGAACAAAAUUAACUCCUUCAACUGAAAGUGUCAAUUUAAUCAUGUUUAUCAGUUUAAAUUACGUGUCAAAAAUGUAUUCGUAACAGCCCUGUGGUGUCCUGACCAAUCACUGCUGUGGUGUAUGUCUGACGUGCAUGCGGGGGGGUGGGCUUACCUAAUACCCACCUUAAUAUUUAAUGGUGCUUCACAUACUAAGUAAAAGCAUUCUACUUCUAGGCUUACAAUUACCUUGAUUUUGUCAGGAAAAAGUUACAAUUGGGCCUCUACAAAGCCAAUUAGCAUAGAAUGCAGUAAACAACCUCCAGUUUUUUCUGCAAGUAGAAGACUGGAAAUGAAAUUCUGUGGGGGGGGGGGGUUUAUGCCGAUCAAAAGUGGAUUCUGAAUACCUUCAAAUGCAAAAUGAAGAGCUUCUAAAAUAUUUCAGGGUUUGAGAAAAAAUGGGUAGAUGUGAUUGGUUGACUCUCCUGAUAGAUCAGGAUGACUUUCACCUGUGAAGUCUUUCAUUAUUUGUCUUUCUUUUUAAAUGUCAAAUGCAUGAGUACCAUGAUUUUAAUUGAUUUUAGGAAUAUCUUCUCAAUCUGUGGAACUAGUAUCCACGUGAGGGAAAGGUUUAUUUUUGACUUUACAUAGCAGUGGGCAUUUAUCCCACUGUAUGGCCCAAGUUUCCAGUGCCUGGUAGGUAAACCAUAAAUUUGGUGUUUUUAUUUUAUCAACUUUGACAAGAUAUUAGGCAUUCCUUCUUGUCCAUUGGCACUUAAAAUACAGAUUGGCUAAAUGCUGAAAAUUGAAACAAACUAUACAGGGAAACUGACUUGGUGCUUAAAUACAAUUAUAAAGAUGAACAAAGAAAUUGGCUGGAGCGGGAUUUGAACCUGCGACUUCCGGAACACUGUACCGGAGCUCUACCAUCUGAGCUGUCCAGCCCUACAUUGGCAGCACUUCCCAUUUGAUAAUGAAGAUAAUUGACAAAUGGGAAGAGCCACCAACAUAGGGCUGGAUAGCUCAGUUGGUAGAGCCCUGGGUACGGUGUGCCGGAGGUUGAAAAUUUAAUUCCCGCUCCAGUCAAUUUCAUUGUUCAUCUUUAUAAUUAUGCGUAUAAAAUAAUUGACGUUACAUUUCAUUACGUGAAAAAUCUUCCCAUCUGCAGCUGUUUCAGAUCACUUCAUCCUGCUCAGCGCUCUGCUUAACUGUUUUAACUGUACACGUGUAAACAAGCUGUUGUAUAAAAACUUUCAAAGGUCUAUUUUAACGCAGUGAAUAUAUUUUAUAUCCAGAAAUAUUGUAAAUGAGAUGAAGAAAAUGCAUUUAUCAGUGGUCAUCCGCACUAGUUAUCUCUCGGUACGGGAUAGCGUUUGAUCCGUUUCCUUCAUCACUAAUGACCCAACAUCCCCUUUAAUCCUUUGCAUGCCGCCAGUCUGUGCACCGAUCAAAGCCUUUGUGCAAAUAGCAUGCAAAGGGUUAAGGUCCCCGCCUCAAUUUUGUUUCACCUUUUGGCUUACUGAAAUACUGAGCAUGUUGCCUUGCCCUUAUCAAAUUUAGUGUGAGUUAGAGUGUCGGACCGAACACGAUGCUUGACAUCAAUGGGACACAAACCUGCAAAGCCCUGGAAUAUUGCGUAGGUAUCUUACUGACAGGUUACUUGGCCUUUUGCUGCCAGUGUUUUCCAGUUUUCUUCAGCACUGUAAAAUCAGACUUGAAGUCAUUGGUAAGAGCAUAAUACACUGCAUUUGUUGUUAAUGUAAAAGCACUGUGUGAAGUGUUAUAGGUGUCAGGCUUUUUGAAGGAAUGUCAGCUUAGAUGACCACUGGUAAAUGCAAAGAAAUAAAUAGGGGUAUAAAAGUAACAAUGCCAUGUGAAAAAAAUUAAAUGUUUAUUUUCAAAACUGUAAAUGUAUACGCUGCUUACAGCAUGAAGAAGAGAACACAAUGGCAAUAUUUCUUGUACAAACAUAAUUUGUUAACCAUUCACAUAAUUUACUGUACUGUAUUGGAAACUUGUUGGUAGCAUAUGUACAAUACUUCAUUUGCUCUGCAAUGCUUCGUAAAUCGUUUGUAUCAUGCGUUUGUGUAUUGAUUAAUAUGUGGGAUGGGACCACAGUUGAUGUCGGGAGUAAAUAUGUAAUAUUGAAAUGCAUGCGAACUUGAAAGUUAACUCUAAAAAGGAGCCCUUUUGUGAACUACACGGAAGGCCUGUGGUUGUUUCUGUGAAUGCCCAAGCUUGCCAAAAUAAACAGAAGUCUUUCUGAAGCAUGGAAAUGUA
Acanthaster planci (crown-of-thorns starfish) is the source of this 7154-nucleotide messenger RNA. Its product is annotated as tyrosine-protein phosphatase 10D-like. Gene Ontology annotation, biological process: protein dephosphorylation. Gene Ontology annotation, molecular function: protein binding; protein tyrosine phosphatase activity. Lineage: Eukaryota; Metazoa; Echinodermata; Asteroidea; Valvatida; Acanthasteridae. The record is from RefSeq and is a predicted model, not a curated record.